UUUCUAUGGUCUGAUAUUGUUUUAUGAGUACAAAUCCCAAACCAGGAAAUAUAACAAUUCUACAAAAUAAAACUGAUAAAAGGACAGAAGCAGGAUCGCGUGCAUCAGUUAAACCCGAAACCGUGGCUCCAUAUAUCGGGCUGCCAGGUGGGCCUUUUGUUGCCCAGAAAGGAGGAGUGUUAAAUGGUGACUUUGAGAGGGGAAAAGAGUUUGAGAAUGAUGUCAUUUUGAAGAGUACUGGAGCUCCUGGUUUGUCAAUUGCCGUUAGAGCUAAGUUGGAUGUAGAACCGAAACAGCAUCAGAAUGUACGAAAGGAGGUGAAGCGCAGUGAGUUUUCCCCGCUGCGACGAGAGCAGAAUGGCCACCAGUCUCCAGGCCGUUAUGGGAUCAAAAGCGAAGGCGACAACUCCAAAUGGAAGCCUAUUCCUCCUCUUGAGCAGGGUCAAAAGCAGCCUGAAUCUGCAACAGCAGAGCCUAAGAAGGUUUCGAGCUCUGCUGAGGAUAAGCUGAAGCUUGAACGAACAUAUAUGCAUCCUGUGAAGUUGAUUGACAUUAACUUCAAGUGGACCGAUUCUGACCUCAAGCUACCGUCGGAAGGUACAAACCAUUUAGUGAUCGGUGUCAUAGGAAAGCAGGGAGUUGGCAAGACUACGCUAAUAGAAGCGUUGCACAGUGGAUACCGCUCUGGGCAUACCAAGUCAGCAUCUGGAAACAAAUCUAAAGCACGAGAGGCGCAGCGAUUUGAUACCAACGGAGUGACGAUGCGAGUCUCGAAUGACCGGAUGAUACUGCUAGAUUGCCAGGCGGUGUUGAGCGGAUCUGUUUUGGACUGGAUGAAUAAAAUGGACCGAAUGCCUCCGCCGGAUGUCAAGUUUUCUGACAACUGGCAUGAGCUGCAGAGUCUCCAACUGGUGUGUUUCCUGCUGUCUGUGUGUCACACAGUGUUGGUGGUGAGUGAGUGGGGUGUCGACGGGGAGAUGGUGGGCCUGGUGAAGUUGGCAGACGUCCUCAAGGCAUCAGCCCCUCCAGUCACAGAUAGAAACGGAAACACUCUCCCCCCAGUCAACCACGUCCCAAAUGUCGUGUUCGUCGUGAACAAAGUUCAGCCUGUGAAGAAUGAAAGCGAGAACUUCUUGAAUGAUGCAAAGAUGAUCAGUGAGACCCUCAAAGGAUCCAAGCUCAACUUCGCAAGUGGUGUCAGUGACCCAGUUCUUAAAAAGGAUACUAACUAUGUCGGUAGCAGUAGUGAAGAUGACAAUAUGGAACUAGACCGAGUGAACCUGUGUUGCAUUCCCAUGAACUCCUCCUGGAGGGUUUCUGGUAGGAAGGAAACCUCGGGCAAGCUGGUCCGAAGAGAUAAGCAAAAGACUACGGGGUUCAAAGGACGACCGGGAUUUGGCGAGAGCUUGAGAUGGUUGCGCAACACACUGGUCACUGUACCCAACUCACAGAUAUCGGUGCACCACACGGAGAAACAUUGGUUGGCUCACAGUCAGAAGAUGUGGGAGCUUACUAAGAAGUCUCAGCUGAUCUCAGAGUACUGCCAGUUCCUAACGUGAGCAGAUUAUUUCUUACAGAGCAGGAUUACAUCAUCGGCAGACAUGACAGUUAUGUAACACGUAUGACGCAAGCGGGACUGAAGCAAAGCAACCAGCAACAGAACAAACAACUAAACCAACAGACAAGAAACGAACGAUAUGAUACCGAUUCUGUGCAAAUCGAACAGAACAUACUACGCAAAGCUGUCUACCAGCUAGCGAUCAAAAACCGAGCUUAAGUCAACUGGAAAACCAGAGAAGGCAUUCGUCCAAUUAAAGACUCUCAUAUGGAGAUUGAGAGAUACGGAGUGCUAGCAAUUUCGGUACACAAUUUGUGGACAUCGUCAAUUGCGGUUGCUCCUAAGACGUGAUUUUAUAUGACAAAGAAGGAAAUUUCUCUACACUUCAAAUUACCAUUUGCUGAGCUCCCCAAGAAAGAGUUCGAAUGCAAAAACUGAAACGUGGAGGGUUCUAUUGCUGAUCUUAGCUUGAAUGGUGAAUCGAAACUCCAAUUUUUGCUUUAUAUUGUAACGGAGCUUUUGAGAGAUGAAUUAGUGUGUAAAUUUAACCCACCAAUAAUGUUUUAUGUAUUUCCCAAAAAUGUAACCAAGUCGCCAAACAUGUGCUUUUUUGUAUUUUUUUGCGCUGCACUUUUAAAAGUGUUACUGGUCCUUUUUGAUUUUUUUCAAAAAAUUAUAAAGUUUGCGCUCGCUCAGUUUUAGAUUUUGAUGUUAUGACUUCAAAUUUCUGUUCAAGUUCUUAAUAACAAAAAUUUAAAUGACGGUAAAAUCGUUAACCGACGAAAUAAAAAAUACAUCUUUUGAUCCAGUCUUGUCAAAUUGGGUUUUGAAGAAAAUAGCGUCCAUCAUAAAAGGUUCGUGAAAAUCAAAAGGUUAGGUAAUAUAAUAUUUCCUAUAAAACUGGAAAACGGAAAAUCAAUAGUUUUUUUUCAACUUCCUUGUGCGUAUUAACACUUUUCCGACUGUUAGUUAUGCUUCAGAAUCAAAAACUGAACGUGGUCAUAUUUUGUGCGCAAUAAACUAUCCUGAUUUAUGGUUGAGGUUUUUUUUCUAGCUUAAGGCUAUACGGAGAUGAUGAUGAUAAGACGUGUGACGGCAUGAAAUUUGGAUCUAUUGCUCAAUUUUGAAGUAGCAAAAAAUUUGAAGCUCUGCUAUCACGAUCUCAGCAGUGAACGCUACCAUCAUAUGGUUUGCGCUGAUUCAGAGCCACAUAUUUUUUGAGCAAUAGAUCGAACUCAUUUUUAGUGUAUAGGAGUGCAAAUUAAUAUCUGAAGUUAUCGAUGUGUUAGUGUAACUCGAAUUCUCACAAAUUUAAAAAACUGACAAUUUAUCGCGACAAAGUUUGCCCUGACUUCGAAUUUUGUACCAGUAUUUAUGGAAAAGGGUGAACUUUGUGGACAAUCAUUACUUGAUGAAGCCGAAAUUUAAUUUCAAAUAUG
Molecule: messenger RNA, 2997 nt
Organism: Symsagittifera roscoffensis
Lineage: Eukaryota; Metazoa; Xenacoelomorpha; Acoela; Convolutidae
Product: nonsense-mediated mRNA decay factor SMG9-like
Exons: 11
Coding region: 24-1559 (511 amino acids)
Biological process (GO): nuclear-transcribed mRNA catabolic process, nonsense-mediated decay
Source: RefSeq, a predicted model, not a curated record